This is a messenger RNA of Clupea harengus (Atlantic herring), 747 nucleotides long. It is a transcript of the gene cryba2b, whose product is annotated as crystallin, beta A2b. The record is from RefSeq and is a predicted model, not a curated record. Gene Ontology annotation, molecular function: structural constituent of eye lens. NCBI's taxonomy places the organism in Eukaryota, Metazoa, Chordata, Actinopteri, Clupeiformes, Clupeidae. Gene Ontology annotation, biological process: lens development in camera-type eye; visual perception.
GCAGCAACCCGACAUUGAUUAGACUGGAUCUGUCCCACCUCUGUGCGGAGACUGGUGACAACAGCAACCAUGAACACACAACAACAGAUGAUGGAGCAGAUGGGACAGUGGAGAAUCACUGUCUGGGAGGAGGAGAACUUCCAGGGCAAGCGCUGUGAGUUCAUGCUGGAGUGUCAGAACAUCAUGGAGAGGGGAUUCCAGAAGAUCCGCUCCAUCAAGGUGGAAAAUGGCGCCUGGGUCGGGUAUGAGUAUCCUGAAUAUCAGGGUCAGCAGUUCAUCCUAGAGAAGGGUGAUUAUCCCCGAUAUGAAGCCUGGAGCGGAAACAGCAGUUACAGAACCGAGCACAUGCUCUCCUUCAGACCAAUUAAGUGCGCUAACCACAGUGACAGCAAAGUGACACUCUAUGAGUGUGAAGACUUCCAGGGGCGCAAGUUUGAGAUGAGCGAUGACUACCCCUCCCUUCAGGCCAUGGGCUGGUGCAGCAAGGAAGUCCCCUCCAUGAAAGUCAAUUCUGGAGCCUGGGUCGCCUAUCAGUUCCCUGGUUACCGCGGAUAUCAGUACGUCUUGGAGAGAGACAGACACCAAGGAGAGUACAGAAACUACAAUGAGUUCAGCACCCAGGCCCAUACCAACCAGGUCCAGUCUAUUCGUAGAAUCCAGCAGUAAGUCCGGCGGCUGUUAUGUACCUACCAUGCCAUAAAAUGUAUUAAAAUAGGCAAUAAAGACUUUAUUCAAACUAUGGAAAAA